This is a messenger RNA of Magallana angulata, 2939 nucleotides long. RefSeq names its product calpain-15-like. The coding region runs from base 211 to 2487 and encodes 758 amino acids. Gene Ontology annotation, biological process: proteolysis. NCBI's taxonomy places the organism in Eukaryota, Metazoa, Mollusca, Bivalvia, Ostreida, Ostreidae. The record is from RefSeq and is a predicted model, not a curated record. The transcript is spliced from 14 exons. Gene Ontology annotation, cellular component: cytoplasm. Gene Ontology annotation, molecular function: calcium-dependent cysteine-type endopeptidase activity.
UGAUUUAAAUGUAAAGGGGACCAAAUUAUUUUCCAGACAGAUAAGAUACGGCUUCUACAUGCAGACAAACCGAAAGUACACAAGAAAAACCAGUUUUAAUGUACACAGUCAGUGCUAACAAGAAACGGUGUUUUUCUCACUGGACUAAACGGUGAUGAAUGAAACAGAAAGAUGGAUUUGAUGAAUUAGAGUAAGGGAACCUUCCUGGAGAUGGAGAUGUUUAAUAAGCUAUUUAAGCAUAAGGCAUCUAAGUCAAACUGGAUGUGCCAUAAGUGUAAAAACGAGGUGGACCAAGGAGAAAAAUGCAAAACAUGUCAAAGAUGGUUUAAUAAGAAAAAAGAUGAAGAAGUAGGCAGCACAAGAAAGGAACAAAAUUCAAAAGAAGCAUUGGAUGGAGCAACUAGUCAUUCUGGUGAUGAUCAAGUAAAUAGAAUAAACUGUGAUGUCGGCGAAGAAGGAGGGAUUGAAACAGUCAAUAGUAGUGGAUGGACUUGUAAGAUCUGCUACAUGAGUGGGAAUCAAAGUACUGAAUGUAAGAUGUGUAAACAAACCAAAAAGGAAUUGAGUGAUGAAGAUAACAUUAAGAAUAGAAGGAAGAGGAAGAACCUCAACAGAAGCAGGCUCAAGGCAGGUCACAGUCUAAAAGUGAAGGACGAACGGGAUAAGCAGAAAAAAGUUGCAAGGGAUAUUGCAAGAAACAUUACAGAUUAUUGCAAAGAGAAUAAUAUUCAUUAUGAAGACAGGAGUUUUCCUGCUUCAAAUGACCCUAAACGAGAUGAAGAGCGAUGGAUAAGAAUAGGCCAAAUUGAGGACAACAGCUGUAGAGGAAAAGGAUCUUGGAAAAUCUUUAGGAACCCAAGCCCAGAUGAUGCAAUACAGGGGGCAGCAGAAAACUGCUGGUUUCUGUGUGCAGUAAGUUUAUUGUCUCAGAAAGAAGAACUUCUGAAAGACAUUUUCAUCACUGAGAGUUUUUGUGAGGAGGGUUUGUAUCAAGUUCGCCUAUGUAAAGAUGGAAACUGGAAGACUGUGAUUGUUGAUGACCGCUUUCCCUGUGAUAAAAAAGGAAAUCUGAAAUAUUCUAGAUCACAAAACAAACAGCUGUGGGUAAUGCUGUUAGAAAAGGCGGCAGCUAAACUUUAUGGAGGGUAUGAAGCACUGCACUCUGGUCUAGUGGUAGAGUCCCUGGCCAUGCUUACAGGGGAGCCAUGUGAACACAUUGACCUCAAAGGAUCUGAUGAGGAGAAGGAAGAUGACAACAAACUUAAAUUAGAUCUUGACAAACUUUGGACUGAAUUGAAGGCUUGGCAUUCCUCUAGGUAUUUGAUAGGAAUAAGUACCCCAGAAGAUUUACAGCAGGGGGAACUGGAGUCCUCUCAUUGUUAUCCUGUUCUUGAAGUUCAGGAGAUGAAUGACACAAAACUCAUGAAACUGUGGACAUGUUCAGACCAUAAGCACUGUAUCACUGGAUGUUUGACAAGCAACGUUGAUCUUCAGAAAGAGAAGAAAAGAUUGUUACGAAACCUUAAAACAGGAGAAUUUUGGAUUUCAUUCGAGGAUGAAUUUAUAAAAUACUUUAAUAGCCUGUCUGUCUGUAAAACAGAUGAAGGAUGGUUUGAAUCUCGCUUUAAAGGUGUGUUUCCUCCUGUCUUGAGUAAGGAGUGGAAAUACUACUCCUUUAGACUUGUGAAUGACACCAAACUAAAACUUGGACUAUUUCAGAAAAGCAUGAGAGGAACGGGUUUAAAGAUAGAAGCCUUCACAGAUCUACUGAUUAUGGUGCUUAGAAACCAAGACGACGGUUCUGGACAUCCGUUUAUGACAGCCCCGUUGUUUUCAGAAGUCAUGAGCUACAGUAAGAGGCGGGCCAGAAGCCUGACAACCUGUAAUGUAGACCUUACCCAGGGUAGUUACACAGUGGCCUGUUUUUCAUUCGGAAAGUUAAGACAAGAUAAUAAUUUUGAGGCAGAAGACUAUGUCAGUUACACCUUAAGCAUGCACAGUUCCGUCCAGCUGCAUUUUGUUGAGGAAGUCAAUGCCUCUAGCUUUCCAGAGCUCAUGUAUGCCUCCGCUGAUGCUCUCAUUACAUUGGCCAAACAGAGCAAGAUCAAAGAAAAUGGUGUAAAAAUCAGUGAUAUCGACGCAUUUAAUAUUGCGGAUGGUGUGUAUUAUGUCAAGUUCUGGUUCUAUGGACAAAUGUGUGUCUUUAUCAACGAGACAACAGAAGGCUAUUCUUAUCUUAGGAACUACAGGGAUAGUGAAUACAUUUUAGAUGUUAGGAAUAGAAGGAAUACCUUGGAUUACAUUCCACAUAAAUCAGGACGUGUUAUAAAUAUAGUGACUCCUCAAAACCCUGAGACUUCUUGGACAAUUGCAACUCAGAGUGAUUACAAGAAGUCAGAACCACUAGAAAGUAGUCCACCAGUUCCAGACACACUGAAAGGUCUCUUAACACCAAGACCCAUUCCUGAAAUUUCUUCAUCAUCAUAAUAGUAUAUAAAUUUUGAGAUGAUUGAGAGAUAGUCAUAGAGAAACUGACAUAUCUCUAAUGUGUUUACAUAGAUUCAAUUUGAUUAAUAUUUUAUUCAAGUAUAUUAAGAAUAUAUGAAUUGGAUCAAACAGCUGGUAAGAUGCCUAUAUAUGUUCUCUCCUGUAUCGUAAAAAAGAGAAUUAUAUAAUUAUAUAUAUGAUGAUUUAAUGAAAAAUAAUUAAUACAUGCCCUGAUCUUAUAUCAUUUUGCAUUUGCGUGAUAGAUUAGAGCUGAACUUAAAACAUUAAAAUGCAUGUAUGAAGGUACAUGUAGCAAGCAUUGCAUAAAUAGAAUAAAUAUCGGUAACCUACAGGGACCUCGAUAGUUUGCAAAUUACGAACAAUGUUCAUGUACCUAUUUACCAUUUAGCAUUAAAGCUGUUUUAAAAUCUAAUUUUGUUUCUUUUUCUUGA